Molecule: messenger RNA, 594 nt
Organism: Penicillium malachiteum
Lineage: Eukaryota; Fungi; Ascomycota; Eurotiomycetes; Eurotiales; Aspergillaceae
Product: Cytochrome P450 E-class CYP52
Exons: 3
Coding region: 1-594 (197 amino acids)
Molecular function (GO): monooxygenase activity; iron ion binding; heme binding
Source: RefSeq, a predicted model, not a curated record
AUGAACGUUCGAGUGGCCGCUAAAACGACCGUGAUCCCCAGUGGUGGAGGUCCAGAUGGCAGAUCCCCCCUCCUUAUCCCCAAAGGUACCGGGGUUGGUUACUCAGUCUAUCACAUGCACCGGCUCCGAAGCCUGUAUGGUAAAGACGCAAAUGAAUUUCGUCCUGAAAGAUGGUUGGAUCAAGAGUUAGAAGACAUUGGCUGGGGAUUUAUGCCUUUUCAUGGUGGGUCGCGGAUAUGUCUAGGCAAGGAAUUGGCUCUGGAAGAAGCUUCGUGUGCAAUAAUACGAAUCCUUCAGGCAUUUCCGGGGCUCAAGCUACCACCUGGAACAUCUACUGUGCCACCCGGAGAGGAGAAGCAAACGUUGACAAUUGUGGUGAUGAGUGCAGAUGGGUGCAAGUCGAGUCGUUUGGGAAUGCCAGAUCUUCGCCUUGACGAGAUGCAACUCAAGCUGUACCGAAAGCUUUCCUUCCAACUGGUAUUCGAGAACGACCAAAUGGUAUACAAGCACGCGACAGACCCUCCGCUUGAUUGUAUCACAUGCCCGGUUGCUUUGGAAAAUGCCAAACCGUAUUGCGUGGGGGAUUACCGGUAG